This is a messenger RNA of Blastomyces dermatitidis ER-3, 333 nucleotides long. RefSeq lists its product as uncharacterized. The transcript has a single exon. The record is from RefSeq and is a predicted model, not a curated record. The annotation marks the transcript as partial. Lineage: Eukaryota; Fungi; Ascomycota; Eurotiomycetes; Onygenales; Ajellomycetaceae.
AAUCUUCAUACAUUGACAGAUUCACUUUCAUUAAUGAUAGUAAACUCAAUAUUGAAUCAUUGAUUGAGAAUCUGAAGAAUGUGAUAAUGAAGAAAUUGCUCAUGUCAUAUGUAACUGAGUCUUUCAUGUCAUCUUCUACUUCUUCUGUUUCUUUCUCUAUCACUCUCUCUCAAACUUCUACAUCUGUCUCUGUAUCUGAUUCUCUUACUUCUGCUAUCUCUGUUCCUGUGACUCUCACUUCUGCUACUUCUGCUUCUUCUGGUUUUGCCAUCUCUGCUUUUAUUAUCAGCUCUCUCUGUUUCAAGAAGAUGUUGCAUAGACUUGAUAAAUCAU